Messenger RNA from Linum tenue, 351 nucleotides. The record is from the annotation of a GenBank genome assembly. Lineage: Eukaryota; Viridiplantae; Streptophyta; Magnoliopsida; Malpighiales; Linaceae.
AACAAGAAGCAUUGUUGGCCUUUCACCAAAAAAAAAAGUAGCAUUAUUGCACAGCAGGGUUAUGAAAAUCCGCGCGAAGCGACUGGUCGUAUUGUGUGUGCCAAUUGUCAUUUAGCUAAUAAGCCCGUGGAUAUUGAGGUCCCACAAGCGAUACUUCCUGAUACUGUAUUUGAAGCAGUUGUUCGAAUUCCUUAUGAUAUGCAAGUGAAACAAGUUCUUGCUAAUGGUAAAAAGGGAGCUUUGAAUGUAGGGGCUGUUCUUAUUUUACCCGAAGGAUUUGAAUUAGCCCCCCCUGAUCGUAGGUCAUUGAUAUUUAUGCAUAUAUAUUCUCCUUCUUGCCAAACAAUUUAG